GUGAUGAUAAAUCUCAGAUGUGUAUGUCGGGCUCCAGUAGCCAACUUGACACAGUUCACUCGUGGAAUGAAGAAAUACUCAUUUCCUGUAACGUAUGAAAAUGUCCGAUUUCCACCAAAUGGACAGUUGAAGCUACCAGUGAUGCCAGCUGAGCCAUUUUAUGAUGCCGAAAAAGGAGAGAAAAAAUACAAGUCAACAAAGCGAAUGAUUGAGGCGAGAGGAGUAGAAGAAGUACAUACAGAACUUAUUCACGAGCAGUAUGGCCUUGCUGCUGUAUCAGGAGGAUUCAUUGAUAGUGAUGACUUCAAAUUCAUUCAAGAUCGAAUCAAUAAAAAUCUUAUUGACAAUCAGUUUUCUGUCUGGCGAGUUGAUGCACCAUGGCUGCCGAGAACAAAAAAAGCACAGGGAACUAGGUUAGGAGGUGGAAAAGGAUCCAUUCAGAAGUAUGUGACACCAGUAAGAGCAAAUCGUAUUAUUCUGGAAGUUGGCGGGCAUAUCACUGAAAUUGAGGCGAAAGCAUUUCUCCUGUACCUUUGCGAACGUUUCUCAUUCCCAGUCGAGUUCGUAAGUGAGACAAUGCUUGCAGAAAGACGUAAAAAGGCUGAAGAAGAACGUGCGAUGAACAAAAAUGGAUUUAAUUGGGGUAAAGUCAUCAAAUACAACAUGCAGAAUUGUAACAGUUGGCUUUCAAGCUACGAUGUCGCCUGGAAAGGAAAAUAUCGAUAGUCCCCAAGAAUUCUCAUGGAAAUUUUUUUAGAAAUUGUAGUCUUGUUUUUAUUUUUUUGAACUUUUUUGUUGUUACUAUGAAGAUUCUCCUUAACCUAAA
Molecule: messenger RNA, 826 nt
Organism: Caenorhabditis elegans
Lineage: Eukaryota; Metazoa; Nematoda; Chromadorea; Rhabditida; Rhabditidae
Gene: mrpl-16
Product: Large ribosomal subunit protein uL16m
Exons: 4
Coding region: 4-726 (240 amino acids)
Biological process (GO): translation
Cellular component (GO): ribosome
Molecular function (GO): rRNA binding; structural constituent of ribosome
Source: RefSeq, marked reviewed